AUGGCGGCAUACCGAUACAUCGUUCGAGGCAUAAAUACCGUCCAGCUGCGACCACUGCUCCUCACCUUUUACUACGACCGCUGCGAUGUGAUCUUCACGGCCCCCCUGCUCGUCUCCUCCCUCGUCGCCGCCCUCGCGUCGGCCGUGCCCGUCAGCCUCGACACUCGCGAUGUCUUCGUGCCACCUAUCCUAUACGCCCACGCCGGAAAGGCGCAGACCUGA
Molecule: messenger RNA, 222 nt
Organism: Punctularia strigosozonata HHB-11173 SS5
Lineage: Eukaryota; Fungi; Basidiomycota; Agaricomycetes; Corticiales; Punctulariaceae
Exons: 2
Coding region: 1-222 (73 amino acids)
Source: RefSeq, a predicted model, not a curated record